Molecule: messenger RNA, 1068 nt
Organism: Paraphaeosphaeria sporulosa
Lineage: Eukaryota; Fungi; Ascomycota; Dothideomycetes; Pleosporales; Didymosphaeriaceae
Product: cation efflux system protein czcD
Exons: 3
Coding region: 1-1068 (355 amino acids)
Biological process (GO): intracellular zinc ion homeostasis; zinc ion transmembrane transport
Cellular component (GO): membrane
Molecular function (GO): zinc ion transmembrane transporter activity
Source: RefSeq, a predicted model, not a curated record
AUGGCGCACUUCCAAAUUUCGCGCAAAACGCGCCUGAGAGCAGUCAUUGCGAUAUCGGUGACUUUUUUCCUCGCUGAGAUAUCAACCGGCUUCUACACCAAGUCCCUCGCCCUUGUAGCAGAUGCAUUCCACUACUUGACGGAUCUGAUCGGCUUUAUAGUCGCUCUCGUCGCAGUCCACAUGCAGGAGCGCAAGGACGCACCAGUAGCGCUAUCGUUUGGUUGGGCGCGCGCUUCCCUCCUCGGUGCCUUCUUCAAUGGCGUAUUCCUCCUCGCGCUUGGUCUUUCAAUUCUGCUCCAGUCUGUCGAACGUUUCAUCGACAUUAAAGAAGUUGAAAAGCCUGAGAUCGUGCUGAUCGUCGGAUCUGUGGGUCUGGCACUGAAUCUUAUCAGUGGGAUAUUCUUGCAUGAACACGACCAUGGCGAUGGCCACGAACACGCCGUCCACAUUGACGAGCUUGCCGGCCUCAAUCACUCGGAGCACAAUCACCACAACCUCCUCGCGUCUAAGAAGCACCGCGAUCUCGGAAUGCUCGGCGCAAUGAUCCACGUCCUCGGAGAUGCCUUCAACAACAUCGGCGUCAUCAUCUCUGCCCUUGUGAUCUGGCUCACACACUCGCCCAAGCGCUUCUAUAUUGACCCUGCGAUAUCUUUAUACAUCGCUUUGAUGAUUCUUGGAACCGCUAUCCCGCUCACCCGCCGAUCGGGAACCAUCCUCCUCGAGUCCGCACCCGACGGCGUCGUGCUGGACCACGUCAAGAAGGAUCUCGAGAGCAUCCCUGGCGUACUGGGCGUCCACGAGUUGCAUGUUUGGCGGCUGAAUCAAACUAAGAGCCUGGCGAGCGCUCACAUCGUCGUGCGGGAUACCGAAGUCCGAGAUUUCAUUGGCCGUGCGAAGAUCAUCAGCGAGUGUCUGCACGCCUAUGGAAUCCACAGCGCCACGCUGCAACCGGAAUUGGCUGAUGGCAGUGAGGUCGAACCUGGAGGAGAGGCACAACAGACUGAGGGAGUAGGAAAGUGCACAAUCACGUGUGGCACGUUUUGCGAACCGCUGAAGUGCUGUAAUUAG